Molecule: messenger RNA, 3306 nt
Organism: Dalotia coriaria
Lineage: Eukaryota; Metazoa; Arthropoda; Insecta; Coleoptera; Staphylinidae
Product: integral membrane protein GPR180
Exons: 3
Coding region: 219-1736 (505 amino acids)
Biological process (GO): G protein-coupled receptor signaling pathway; response to pheromone
Source: RefSeq, a predicted model, not a curated record
AUUCGAUUGUGUUCGUGUACAGUUCGUGCCUGGUCGUGUUGGAAGUAGCCAGUGAGCUCGUAGUGUUGUACACGGCUGUGUUUUCUGCUGGUGUUGUACACUUUGCAGUUGUUGUGCAGUGGCUUGUGGUGAAAGGGGAGAAAGCAAUCGCUCCCUGGCAGAAGCACAUAACCUGCCGCCAUACAAACAUCUAUGAAAAACAGAUUUUGGCACACAAGAUGCAUACGCAUCGCUGGUUCUUCGCGUUUUACCUAUUGACGCUGUGCUUCUGCCCGAAUCACACCACACAUCUGAAAGGCAAAUUUCGCAGUAACGACUUCUUCAAGUUCCUCGUCAAGUUCGGAUUCCAGAAGACCGACCUACACCUUCGAGAAAACACCCACGGAUAUAUUUUCGGCAAUAUUACGUCAAAUCAACACUUCCCAGUGCCAGUUACAUUUGCAGUAUUAGACAGAUCAUAUUUUCUGGACUACUAUCAAAAUCAUGUAUUAUAUGACAAAUCAGAAGCAUGCAAGCGAAUGUUUGCACAGCUAAAGACCAAAGCAUUUGACCCAAAAUGCUCACCAAAUGGCAAUGAUUAUCUUAGACAAGUGCCAUGUCCAAAAGGCAAGAGAUGUGUGGAUGAGGAUUCUGCCUGGAAUGUAGUCAAGGAUUAUCAGUUGACCUAUGUGAUACAAGAUCUAAAACAGCCAUCAUUCUGGUAUGUGUCUUUUGUGGCAUGCUACAGGAAUAAAACAACCUGUGAAUGGAACCACUAUGAUAUGGGCAAUGACUAUGAGUUGGAAUAUGAUCUCUGGCUGGUUAAUGGCAAUCCAAAUAUAUCAUCAUUCAGCACACUAUCCUAUCAAUUUUCAUUUGAUAGACAAAACACACUUGAAUUAUACUUUUUGUUCUGGUUGUGCUACAUGGUACUGGUACCGCUGCAAUUGUAUGCAGUCAGAAUACAAAAACAUCCUGUCACCAAGCUGUUUACUGCUAGUCUUCUAUUGGACUUUAUUGCAUUAUGUCUCAUCAUGAUCCACACACUGAAGUUUUCUUUAGAUGGAAUGGGAUAUCCGAAACUGGCUAUGGCAGGCGACAUAUUUGAUAUUUUAGCAAGAACUUCAUUCAUGUUACUUUUGUUACUUUUGGCAAAAGGAUGGGCUGUUACAAGAUUAGAACUAACAUGGAAACCACUGGUAUUUGCAAUUUGGUUGUGCUACGGCGUGGUUCACAUUCUACUCUACGUAUGGAAUUUGACUGAAGUAGACAUAAUAGAAGACAUUGACGAGUAUCAAACAUGGCCGGGCUGGUUAAUGAUUGUGUUUCGAUCGCUAAUAAUGAUUUGGUUUUUGUACGAACUGCGCACGACGAUGUUGUACGAGCACAAUACACAGAAGCUCAACUUUCUGCUGCACUUUGGUGCCUCCAGCCUUGUGUGGUUCAUCUAUCUGCCGAUUUUGGCGCUGAUUGCGCUGCACGUGUCAGCGUUGUGGCGUUUUAAGCUGCUGCUGGGUAUUACUUACUCGGCCGACUGUGUGGCAUACUGUGUGAUGGCACAUUUGCUUUGGCCUACUCGUUCGGAACAAUAUUUCCUGUUAGCGGGUAUGUCAGCUGCCGAUACAGAGGAGUUAGAUGAGUUCAACGAGGCGCCGCACAUUGUCAACAACUCCUACACGUCAUUGAGUAGCCUCAGUAGCCUAGAGAUAAGCAACUAUGACGACGCGCGUGUCAAGAACAACAACAUUCACACCUAGACACGCGUAACUAGCGGAGAUUAGUGCAAAUUCUGAGAGAUUUCAUUGCAAUCCAUCAUGAGUAAUAAUGUUGUGGCAAUGUUAGAGAUAUGUAACAAACAUAGAAGUAUCAAAUGGUCAAUUGAGGAAACUCGCGGCAAUCUAGUCCACAUUGUUUCAUGAUAGUGUUAGUAAGCAGGAUUAAGGCGCAGAAGAAGUGUGUGUUGUUUAGGAAGUGAUAAGAGUUUAGCGAACGAAAUUAUUGCCAUAUAUGAAAAGCAUCGAGAUAAAUUUUAAAUCAUUUCAAAUUCAAGUACAAUAUACCUGGAAAUUAAAUAUUAUCUACCGGAUUAGUAGAAAGGCACAACAUUCCAGACGUAGAUAACGCAAUCAAUCGUAUUUAUUGAUAUUUUAUAGAACUAUCAACGACAUCGAUACGCAAAAUUAAUGUAGAAAUUAUAUAUUUAUCAUAAUCAUGAGAGUUGUGUUUGUUACCAAUACGUGUUUAUAAGAAAAACGUGUGUGUCUUCACCAGCACAUUAUUGUUGAACUAGUUCAAUAAGUCUGUUUGCCACCGUGUGUGUAAUUGUUCACGAGCAAACGGAUUGAACAAAACUUCGCUCGUCCUUGCCAAUUUUCUAACGAAACCGUUGCUACUUGAUUUUCACUUGUUGGAUGGUUUCCUCUCAAACCGUGUGUCUUUCUAGAAUCAAUUAUGAAACUGAGUAUAAAGUUGGUAGCUUUUAAGGAUAUUUUUAUAUAAGAACAGAACAAAUACUGAUGCCACCCUCGCUGGCGUCGGGUAACGAAAUUUUCAUUACACUUUACCGAUAAGCUGACUAAUUCUUGUAUAUUAUUUGCUCAAGCGACGCAUUUUGAUUUUAAACAUAAACUAUUUUAUGUAUUUCACACUGUACAUAAAUACAUUAUUUGCGCAUGUGAUACAUUCAUAAUUAUGAGAUUAUUAAGUGAAGAACCUACAUUAUAAAUAUUGAUUAUAUAAGCUAGGCGUAAGAAUUUAAUGUAUGAUAUGAUGAAAUCGUCUAGUUCACGUUAUAACAUUGAAAUGAUAAUGAAGAAAUUCGUCCAUUUGCUAUUUGCAUGACAUAUUUUGUAUAAUGACUGAUGCGGCCAUUUUGAUUGGCAGAGGGAAACUGUUUGCCAAAUUAGGCUAAUAUGGGUGCGAUUGCGUGUUAACUACGUAUUAUCACGAUGUGAUGCACAUGCACGCUCACGUGUGAACAUAAGCUGUUACAGAAUGAUGGAUUUUAUCUUUCAUUACCUGAUUAGAAGUCCGUACUACUCUUCUUGGUGUUGUCUGUACAGAUUUGAACAAUGUGUAGAUUGUAAUAGGGCUAUGAUUUGUAACCACUUCAUUUUCAUUUAUUGCGAGGGUAUAUUGUGAUCGACGUUUAGUUUUACAUUCAUUUCUGCUGUGUAUGUAUGUUAUGGACAUGGUUAAUUAUAAACUAUUCAACAAUUUCUAUUUGUAGAAUGAAUUGUUCAUAGGAAAUUAGAAUAACCUUUGGAAGUUCUUAAGUUAAAAUUGUUUAAAUUCUUAAAUAAAAUUGAAGUAAAAUUUAAAAUAAAA